AUGAUCAGGCUGUGGCUAGCGGUCGGUUCUCCGUUUACCAAUAGAGAUAUUCCAAACAUUCUAGUGAUUGUGAUUACUUUUAUGCUAUUUCUACUACACACAAUGAUGAAUACUGCGAACCACUUGAUGUUAAUCUGCUUUAAGGCCUCGCCCGAGAAGUUCAAAAACAUCGGAAAGCAUACGGAUAACAUGAGAUCUAUUCUCAUGUCCACUUGUAUAGUAAUAAUAAUUUUCAAUUUUUUCAUUCCAAUCUGGCCACUAGAUAUGAAAGAGUAUUUUACUCUUACUUCUCUUAUAUUUUUAUCAGUAUCGCGCGAGGCUGUGUGCGCAAUUACAAAACGAAUCGAAAUGUUCAGGAAUAAGGAAAUAUGGAUUUUAUCUUACUGUUAUGUUUGGGAAUCAGCACCUAUUCAUAGAGAUAUGAUAUUUACCAUGUUCUCAGAACCCAUGUGGAACAUGGAUUAUACGAAGUUUAAGAAGUUAGAAAAAGAUGGAAAAAUAGGACGAUCGUUUCUAGAUGGCGAAGAUGUCUUUCCUUAUUUAUGCUUCAAUUUCUGUAUUGCUCUCUUCUUAGAAGUUCGAGAUUAUUACUUGGCCUAUUUCCAAAUCCCGUUAAAUCCUGCGAUCUUAGAGCCAAUUGUCAAAGAAACUAAUGAUCAGUCUUCAAUCGUAUGAAGUCAUGUUUAAGGCGGCAGACUCAUUUUUAUCGAUCACAUUUCAACUGACUUUAACCUAAAUUUUGAGAAUGUCUUAAAUUUUACAAAUCAAUUUUACAA
Messenger RNA from Sitodiplosis mosellana (orange wheat blossom midge), 776 nucleotides. RefSeq lists its product as uncharacterized. Lineage: Eukaryota; Metazoa; Arthropoda; Insecta; Diptera; Cecidomyiidae. The coding region runs from base 1 to 675 and encodes 224 amino acids. The transcript has 4 exons. The record is from RefSeq and is a predicted model, not a curated record.